AUGAGCCAAUCGAUCGGUCCAGAAGAUUUUCCGAUCCCCAUAAUCGAAAUCAAUUCCAUAAAUGAAUUCUCCACUCGCCAACUUCUUCACUUCCUCCUCCGGAUUCUUCGGAUUCAGACGGUACAGUCCUUCACGUCGUGCGAUGAACAGUCUCAUCUUAUCCGCAUUAUUCGAUACACAAUAUCCCCGCAUCGUCAGAUUAUCCUUCCCUGGUCCGUGUUCCAUUUGAAGAGUGAAACAGUCGCCGAGACAGGAGCACGUGAAACCGGGACGGUGGUUGGCACACAGUUGGUCACAGUAACCAAACUCGGCGCAUUCGUUAAUGUCGGAACAUGUCCGGUGAAAACGGUCGUCGAGUUUGUAUCCACUUGGACACGUACAUUCACCUCCGUGAGGGGAUGGGUGACAUCCGGCUUGGCAUCCGAGGGAUGGACACAGGUUUUGCGCUGGAAUUUGUAA
Caenorhabditis remanei is the source of this 459-nucleotide messenger RNA. RefSeq lists its product as uncharacterized. The transcript has a single exon. The coding region runs from base 1 to 459 and encodes 152 amino acids. The record is from RefSeq and is a predicted model, not a curated record. NCBI's taxonomy places the organism in Eukaryota, Metazoa, Nematoda, Chromadorea, Rhabditida, Rhabditidae.